This is a messenger RNA of Sceloporus undulatus (fence lizard), 6301 nucleotides long. It is a transcript of the gene ZNF740, whose product is annotated as zinc finger protein 740. The record is from RefSeq and is a predicted model, not a curated record. The transcript is spliced from 7 exons. Gene Ontology annotation, biological process: regulation of transcription by RNA polymerase II. Lineage: Eukaryota; Metazoa; Chordata; Lepidosauria; Squamata; Phrynosomatidae. Gene Ontology annotation, molecular function: DNA-binding transcription factor activity, RNA polymerase II-specific; RNA polymerase II cis-regulatory region sequence-specific DNA binding. Gene Ontology annotation, cellular component: nucleus. Bases 839 to 1399 code for a protein of 186 amino acids.
CUGCUCCUAUUGCCCCUGAGUGCAGGGAUCCCCAUCCAGGGUGACCAGGCACCCUCCUUUUCCAGGACAUGUCCCGCAUUGCAACCUUCUGUCCAGGAGGAAUUCCAAAACGUACUCCAUUUUGAGCAUGGCUAAGAAGCAUGAGUGCCGCUAGCUUUUAUUUGGUCAUGCCCUAUCUUUUUCUUGAAUGUCAUAUAUUAUUCUUGAAUGGCCUCCAUUUUGUGGUGCUUAGUCCUUCUUCAUGGUUAGUUCAGCUUGUCCCUUGCUAUGCCAUUCAUUCAUUUCAUUUAGAGUAUUUAUAUGCUGAUCUUCUGCCACAAAGGCUCUCAGAGCGGUUUACAGAUUGCUAAUUUGACAGUUCCCUGCCCUCAGGUUUACAGUCUAAAAAAGACAUGACACAAAAAUGCAUUUCAACCAAAAGACCUUCAGGUAUAUUACUGAGCAAUGCAGCCUUUGCUUGACUACAGUAAGAUACUGGAGUGGAAACUUAGAGGAGAAGGGACAGGGCUACUGUGACGGCAGUGUGAUGACCUCAGCAUUAUUUCUCCAGAGAGGACCGUCCUGAAGAGGGAAUUUAGGUUUAGGGUGACUUAUCCUCAAGAGCAGCACAGUCUGUAACUUUUCUCAGCUUUAAACAAGGCUGGCAAACUUGCUGCAUGUCCGUUCAGGGCUCCCCACCUCCAGAAAGAUGCCAACAAAGUGGAAGAUAUUGGAUGGUACCAGCGCAGAAAUGAUAUACUGAAAAAUCUUUAUAGUCGUAAAACUCCUGGGCAAGAGACAGAGAAAAAGCAUAAGGACUUGGCGUAACCCACGUGUUGAGGACUGUCACACUAAUACGAUGGCUCAGGCAAGUCUUCUGGCCUGCGAGGGACUCUCCGGGGUUUGCCUUGUGCCGACUGUUGCCAGCAAGAAGAUGAUGCCGAAGCAAAGCUCUAAGCAGGUGGAGAAUGGAGAGAGAGGGGGUGCGCCGGACAUGCUGGGUCAUCGCAAGGAAAGUGAGAAAUCACGCAACCGGAAGGAGGACGAAACCACAGAAGGAUCACCACCUAAAAAGAAUCUUAAAAAGGUGGUGGUGAUAGAGCAGAAUGGAUCCUUCCAACUCCGGAUCCCCAAGAACUUUAUUUGUGAGCACUGCUUAGGGGCAUUCCGGAGCAGCUACCAUCUCAAAAGGCACAUCCUCAUCCAUACGGGUGAGAAGCCAUUUGAAUGUGAUGUGUGUGAUAUGCGCUUCAUCCAGAAAUACCAUCUGGAACGCCACAAACGUGUGCACAGUGGGGAGAAACCAUACCAGUGUGAGCGCUGCCUACAGAGCUUCUCGAGGACAGAUCGGCUGCUGAGACACAAACGAAUGUGCCAGGGCUGCCCAAGCAAAGGAUCUGACUCACAGCUGCUGCUUUAGGAGCAGGUCAGGAAAGAGGGAUUCAGAAAGAGCUGGAAACCCAGGAGGGUUCUUAGUGGGUCUUUUUCUUCAUUUGUUUUUCGCACUAUGUGUGCCUGCUGGGCCUGUCACUGUGGAAGAGGCAGAACUAAUCAGGGCACAGACUUUCAGAAAGGUCUUGACACUGUAAAUACAUUGAAGAUAAACAGAGGUUGGCUGCCAGCCAGGAGACACCCGGUACAGUUGUGAAUAUACUUUGGGUAUUCUUUAAAAAAAAAACAUUUAUCACCAUUUGCCUCAGGAAUGGCUUUGAGAAGAAUGGCUGGGCCUCCUACAAGACUUGUGAAUGAAAUUGCUCUUCUUGAUUGACCAGAGAUCUAUCAGCUUGCCCAAACUUUGUGCUUGCAAAGAUGACAAGAGAAAACAGGUGGGCCUUUUUUAAAAUAUAGAAAAAUUUAAAAGAAGACAAGAAUCACAUACCAAACUGUUUUACAGAGAUGAGACCUGAGACAAAUAGAUAUAAAAUAAGGUUAGGAGCAGAAUUCUGAUUCCAGGAGUCACAGCUGUGCAUCUCAUCUGAGUUUUGCCAUAAGAUCUACACAACUCUUUUUUCCUCUUGCAGUAUCUGGGCUUGUGUGAUUCUUUUCUGGGCUUAUGAUUCUUUUCAUGACUUUUGGUUUUUAAGAAGAGUUGGAGCAGAUGGCAUAUUCUCCCAAGUAUUACAGAAGUCCCACUUUUCAAAUGUUACUACUGGCAAGGUUGAGAAGAAAUGCUGAAAGAGAUCCAGCUGGCUGGAGGGACACAUCUGGUUAUUUCCAGUGAGGGAAGAAACUUGAGUCCAUUUACAGGAAGCUUGGUUCAUGUCCUCCUCCACUUCCUUGUAAAGAUCCAUGCAUCAUGCUCCCCACAUUAAAUGUUCUUUUAAGGCAGAAUUCACAAUCUUGUCAGAGGAGAAUGUCCCCCUCUGCCCCAAAAAUACAUCAGCCAACUGAAAUUCAAGAUGAACAGUCUCCAAGAAGUCUUCCUAUAACAGCAAGGAAUGAUAGUUACGGCACUGUAUUGAAGACAGGGGGCGUCUAGCCAUCCAGAUGUUGGGAUGCAACUUAUAUCCCCACAAUUGACUGUGCUGGCUAGGGCUGAUGGGAUUUGCAGUCCUACCACUUCUGGAGGGCUGGAUUAUACAUUCCCCAACUCUGUUCAGUAUGAACCUUGAAGCCAAGGUCCAUCCAUGUUCUUUGCUGCAUUAAAUUAGUUCAUGCUGCCUUUGGCCAAAGAAAGUCCUACCUCUGUCUUAGGAAGGGCAUUCUCUUGUGAGAAACAAAUGUUUCAAGAUGCUCUUGGCUGCUGUUGGAAGCUGUUUCCAAAAGAUUCAAACUGAUUCAGUAUGUACCAUUCUGGCCUGUGCUGUUGUCCCCUGCUAGAACCUUUUAAGUAUUCUUCUAGUUCUGCAUUGAAGCCGAUAUAUUAUGAAUGGACACUUGCAUUUGAGAUUACUAUGUCAUUUUUGCUGUAAAAUGGAAUUCACUCUCAUUCCCUCCCAUCCUUGGAGUUAACUUUUAUUAUGCUUCUGUUGGGUCCCUGAUUCAUUUCUCAGUGCAAGAUAGGUUUGAGACUUAGAUCAACAGGGGACUGGUUUUGCUCAGAGCAGCUUUUUGGAAGUGAGAAAGGUUUCCAUUUCCACCUGUGCUACUGAAAAGGUUUGUAAAUAGAGAGAUAGGACAUUAAAAAUCAAGGUUUCUUCCAAAGGUACAGUCAUGCAAGAGAAUCGAGUGUACUAGCAAUAGGCGUUGUGCUCUAGGUGAAGCUGAAAAACUUAUCAGGUUGGAGAGAAUAUCCUUUUUAUUAUAUCCUUGGUACUUUUCCAAACUGCUGUCUCCCCAGGCACAUUUCUUUAGUAGACUCCUUUGUCCUCACGUAGACAAGCUAAAAUUUAGUCAGAGUGCCAUUGUUAUGUGAGGCUUUCCCAUCCACACCUGCUCAGCUUCACCUACUUCCUCAGGUACUCCCAUACCAUUUAAGCAGGCCUCAGAAUUUGUGUAGUAUCGGAUCUCUACGUAGGCAAAAUAUCAGUAUGGUGGAAUAGAGGGAACUAUUAGGAACGUAGAGGGCGUGUUGCCUGUCACCAUUUGUAUGACUAGAGAGUAAGCCAUUGGUAUACCUAUCCUGCUCCACAGUCUGCUAUAUCUUAAAGCCAAGUUAUAUUCAUGUUUAAACCUUAAUGGCUGCUUUCCUCUGUUAUUUGUUGAAGCAGAGAUGGAUGAAAAAUUGUAUCGCAAGAGCCAUCUCUCACCCAGCAUUUCACUGGGCUGAACAAUUAAUUAUGCCUGAUAAGGAUAAUUACAGAAUCAGGAAUAUUGGUGGCACAGUGGUUAAAUGCAUGUACUGCAGCCACUCACUCACAAACCAUAAGGUUGUGAGUUCAAUCCCAGCCAAGGGGGCUCAAGCUCAACUCAGGCUUGCAUCCUUCCGAGGUCGCUAAAAUGAGUAUCCAGAUUGUUGGGGGCAAUUAGCUUACACAUUGUAAACCACUUAGGGAGUGCUAAGCAGUAUAGAAAUGUACUUGAUAUUACUAUUGCUAAUGUUAUACCAAGUGGCCACUUGUUUUAAAUGAAAGCAAACAGACAAAAAAAAAAUGGGAGCAACUGUGUAGCUUUUUUUCAGGUUUCUGUGGACUGCUUACUCCUAAAGUUGGGGGAGGGGAUUGUGCAUUAGGAUAUAUUUGUGAAAAUGUGGGGAGUUAGGAGGGAAAUAAAGGUGGAAUCUGCUUUGUGCCACAUUUCCAAGGGGACCAUGUGUGUGCUACAUUGGAAAAAAUCUUCACGUAGAAAAAAUAUCAUUGUCGAACAAUAAGACAUUUUUGUUCUCAUCCAUUUCUGGCUAGUCUUUUUGCCUUUAUCAAUAGUACUAGAGGCACAGCAUCACAAAGCAUUUUUGUUUUCCUGUUUUGCUGGCUGUUUCUUCAUAUACAUAACAGGUUGGCUGUCCAGAUCUCCUAAGUAAAGUGUUUCAUGCUGGCAGGCCCAUUUUGUGUCAAUGAAGGUGCUUAUGCUAUCAUAGCUUACAUUUGACUGAAGCAUGUGUAGGUUUUGUAGUACCAAGUUGAGAGUGUUUGAAGUCUACCUGGAAAAAAAAGUGGGGGUGCCAAGAACACAGUAUGUGCUGUGGAAUGAGGAAUCUUCAGCUGGCUGUUGACAUUUAACUAGCAAAGCCAUUUGAUAGCUUUCACUGAAAAACUUGCAAAAGAAAACAACUUUUGUUUUAGGUGAUACAUGGUAGAAUGCUGACAUUAUUCUGUAAGCAGUGUUUCCUAAGUGAGGUGGGUCUAACUUCAGACAGUGACUUCUGUAUUGUCUUUGCUGUUGAAGUUUUUCUCAGAACCUGGAUAGAGGGAGUAGGUGGUAGAGAAAUGUGGCUGGCUGUGCGGGGAGAAGGUGGCUUCCUGUUUUUCCAUCAGAGCCAUCUUCUCUGUGCAGUUGGCAUGUGGCCACCUUCUGUUUCAUCUUCUGCAAGUUAUGUCUGCCUGCUAGGCUAUGUUACUCCUCAACCCUGAAGGGGAAUUGUUUGCAAAGGAGGACUGUUUCACUCUGUAAACAUAUCUCAUGUUCCUCAAGUAAAGGUCUGCCCUGAGAAAGGUUUGCAGAGUUUUCAGAUAUUUAGGAACAAGAUGUCAUGAUGUCUAACUAGAAGAGACCUAUUUGAUAAGUGGAAUUUACCUGUGUUGACUCACCAUUCAACAGUUAAUUUAAUAGAUCGACUUGGUUUAGGACUAACCAACAGGAUGCCAGACUGUACAUCAUGUUCUUCAAAGUCAUAAUUAAAUGAUGAAAGAGACUCCAUUAAGUAAGUUGACUGUAGCACCAAGGAAAUGAUGGUUUAUUUGGAAAUGGUCCAAAGGGAAAUGGGUGUCUUUGUAAAAGGAUUCUUGCUCUUUUUAGCCAUAGAGGUGAAACUGACUUAGAACAAAGGUGAAAUUUACAGAAUUUUACUGUGUUGACAUGAGGUGCAAAAUGGCCAGAGUAAUUCCGAUCAUAGCAUGAAGAGGCAAUGGUGCCAAGAGAAAGUUGUGACAUCAUGAAGGUUGAGGAAAGUGAAAUUAAGAAACCCAGUUUCAGUCAGCAGGGUGGUUACUCUUGUUUUUAAAUGUUCUUGAUGGUGCUGAUAGUUUUCAGGGUCACAUUGAUGUGAUUGUAGCAAAGAGCUAAUUGAUUGGGAUGCUUCACUUCUUAAGUAAGAAAUUGGGUUCUACAUAAGGUGUGGAAUUUGUUCCCCUGGAUUGUAUACACAAACUCAUAUGCAGACAUCGUCUCUGUUAAUGGAGUAGUCUCCUCUCUUGGUUGAUUGUUGGGGGAAAGUCAGUGCUUUGGGAGCAUGUGCCAUGUUGUGGUUGAACUGUCACUUGCAACGUUUCCCUUGCUCAAGGUGUUCUUUGUAACAGUCUACUAGUAAUGUUCAUCUGGAGAACGUUUUUAGGAACAGCUGUAUUAUCCCUGCUCUCUACCUUUCGAACCAUCUGUCAGACAACAUGGCUUGGAACUUGUUGAAACUCCUGUUCUCUUUUUGGUGGCUUGUGUACAAAAUUCACCUGUCAGCUGUACCCUGUUAAUUGUUCAUAUAUGUGGCAAGCUGCCUUAAGUUGCUUCCUAAUGGCUGAAGAUAAUGCUGGCUUUGAUUCAGGCAUUUGGUUGAGGUGGGAGAAAUUGGAAAAUUCUAGCACUUCCAGUUGAACAGAGAAUCUAUCAGUUUUCCCAGUCUGCUCUAGCCUAGUAUCAAAGUCUGAUGGCAUUUUUUUUUCUAGAAAUGUUUUUCUCCCCACCCUUCCUAUUAAUUCACAUAUUUUGUUAUGGGGGAGGGAAUUACAACAGGACUGUGUUACCCAACUGUAGUUUUUAUAAGAUGUUAUAAACUUGUAUCUUUUUAUCAUUA